AUGAAGCUGCAAGGACAAAGGAGAAGAACCGAUAACACAAACAGAUGCUGUCCGUUGAUCAGCAGAUGCGAGAGGAUUCUUCUCCCAGCUAUUGCAGCUCCUGCGACGAGCAGGUGGCUCCUCAGAGGGCAGCUGCCGCUCCUGCUGCUACUCUGUGGCCUGCAGAGACCUGCGGGGAGUUCUGAGGUUGCAAAUAAAAUUGACUUUGACUUGGCACCAGGUUCCUUUGACGAUCAGUACCAAGGCUGUAGCAAACAGGUCAUGGAAGAGCUAAAUCAAGGGGAUUAUUUUCCAAAAGAAAUCCAUCAUAAUUACUCCAGGGUGUGGCAGAAAGCCCACUUAACCUGGCUGAACCAAGCGAAAGCUCUCCCCGAGGACAUGACGACGACCCACGCUGUGGCUGUCUUGGUGUACACAUCGAACCACAACGUUCGCUCGGACUUGGCUAGCGCCAUGGCCAGCACUGCCGGGUCUCCACAGCGAUAUAAACAUUCAUUCCAUUUCAAAUAUCUGCAUUACUACCUGACCUCAGCGAUCCAGAUGCUAAGGAAAGAGAGUGCCACGAAAAACAACAUUCUGUGUUAUGAGGUGCACUAUGGCAUGAAGGAUGUCCACCUGCAGGCCUCCCCAGGAGCCACCAUUCGGUUUGGCCAAUUCCUCUCCACCUCCCUCCUAAGAGAAGAGGCACAGAAAUUUGCGAACCAAGCACUAUUUACCAUAUUUACCUGCCUGGGUGCACCUGUUCAAGACUUCUCCCUCAAGGAGGAAAUCCUGAUCCCUCCCUAUGAGUUGUUUGAAGUGGUAAAUAUGAGCUACCACCCAAGAGGAAAUUGGCUACAGUUGCAGUCAGCCGGGAACCUGAGCACAUACAACUGCCAGCUGCUAAAAGAUUCCAGUGACAAGUGCAUCCCUGCUCCUGUAGUUAUUGCUUCUCUCUCCUUUUUGACCAGUGUCGUCAUCUCUUCCAAAAAUGGAGUAUAA
Cynocephalus volans (Philippine flying lemur) is the source of this 981-nucleotide messenger RNA. It is a transcript of the gene ART4, whose product is annotated as ADP-ribosyltransferase 4 (inactive) (Dombrock blood group). The transcript has 3 exons. Bases 1 to 981 code for a protein of 326 amino acids. Gene Ontology annotation, molecular function: NAD+-protein-arginine ADP-ribosyltransferase activity; NAD+ poly-ADP-ribosyltransferase activity. The record is from RefSeq and is a predicted model, not a curated record. Lineage: Eukaryota; Metazoa; Chordata; Mammalia; Dermoptera; Cynocephalidae.